AUGACAUCAUCGAAAACAACUGAUUGCGAUUUACGAAAACAAUUUCUUCAAUUCCUUAAUCAACCAGAAUUAUGCGAACAAUUUUAUCUCUAUAUGAAAUCGGAAUAUUUAGCAUAUGUAUUAGAAUUUUAUUUAGCAUGUGAUGGUUUAAGAAAUUUACUUGAUGAUACAACAAAACAAGGUGCUAUUAUACAAUUAAUCUAUAAACAUUAUCUAUCAAAUGAAAAAGAUUUAUCAUCAUCCAAAAAGAAAUUUUCCUUACCAGAUGAUUUAAUAUCAUCAAUAAAGCAACGUUUAAUAAAACAUGAAUAUCAUUUAAAAUUCUAUGAUCAAGCACAAGAAUAUGUUUUAAAAUAUAUGUUACAAAUGUGUUAUCCAAAAUUUCUUAUUGAACAACAACAAGAGAAUCAAAAUAAACGUCAAGCAUUAAGUACAUCAACAUUUAGUCCAAUGCAUAGAAGAGCAGUAACAUUUAGAAAAAAAGAAGUUUUUGAACAAUUCAAACAAAAAUCUCAUCACCGAAAUCUAAAUACUUCUGCUCCUAUCAAAACACCAUCUUAUCCUCGUCAACAGCCAAUCGAACCGAGUUCAUUAGAAGCGUCAACAUUGAUUGCUGAUCAUGAAGCUGGAUUGAAUGUAUCAAAACAACCACGUACAACAAAGUUAACAAAACAAAUGAAAGAUCAAUAUAGUCUUGCUCAACGUGAUCCAGCUGCAUUUUUUGAAGAAAUUAAAAAACGCCUAUUAGCUUAUCAAGCUGAGAAUUCAAGUGCAGCUAAAAUUCGUGGCCUUUCACAAUCACUUAAUGUACAAAAUAAAAUUUCAUGUAGUGAUCAUCGUAUGAUUGAUGAUGAUUCAUUAGCUGUACUGGAUUUUCAAAUUGCUAAAACAAUUGAUGAAGCUGAUAAUAGUUUAUUUGAUACACCAAUAAAACAAACUUAUCGAUAUAAACCAACAUCAAUACCAAAAUAUACUGAGAAUAAAAACCAUUCAAUAUUAGGAAAUAGUUUUACAAGAUCAGAUUCAGGUGUCGGAACAGAUACAUCAGAAAAAAAUUACGAAAUAUUUCGUUGUCAUCGUUUAACAACUGUGGAUGUUGUUUGGUAUCCAUCACUUGAUAGUAGUAAUGCUCUUUUAUCAACUAUACCUCGAUUUCAUGAUCAUUUAACAUUUAAAGACUUUCGACAAUUAUUUAAAAAACAACCAAUAUAUAGAUAUUUCUUUAAAACUACUUGUACACCAGAUAUUAAUAAAGAGCAGUAUGUAUUUCGUGAAUUAACUAUGGAUGAUGAACUAGUGCCAUUUUACGAUGGCAAAAUUUUUGUACAAUUAGAUCGAAUCUCUUAA
Adineta steineri is the source of this 1347-nucleotide messenger RNA. The record is from the annotation of a GenBank genome assembly. NCBI's taxonomy places the organism in Eukaryota, Metazoa, Rotifera, Eurotatoria, Adinetida, Adinetidae.